GAGGGCGCUCUGGCCGGCGCUCGCCUCGCCUCGCCUCGCCCCUCGCCUCGCCCGGGCGCCCCUCGGCGGCGAUGUAGCCGGCGGAGGCAGAGCGCGGCGGAGAGCGGGCCGGGCCUGCCGGGCCGCCUCCCCCAUGGGCAAGCAGCAGGUUGGACUGCUAUGGAAUAUGACGAGAAGCUGGCCCGUUUCCGGCAGGGCCACCUCAACCCGUUCAACAAGGCCCCGCUGCACAGCCAGCAUGAGCAGAAGACUGGGGGAGCCGAUGAGGAGUUUCCCCGAAAAGACUUGAACUUGGAGUUGUCUUUGGAGGACGCGGAGUUCCAGUGCUCGGAGCGAACGAUGGACUUGGGACUGGCUGAAGAUCACUUCUCACGGCCAGUGGGGCUGUUCCUCGCUUCGGACAUUGAGCAGCUGCGGCAAGCAAUCGAGGAGUGCAAGCGGCGGAUCCUGGAGCUGCCAGAUAACUCGGAGAAGCAAAAGGAUGCUGUGGUGCGGCUUAUUCACCUGCGCCUCAAACUCCAGGAGCUGAAGGACCCCAGUGAGGACGAGCCCAACAUCCGAGUGAUCCUGGAGCAUCGCUUCCACAAGGAGAAGACCAAGAGCGUGAAGCAGACCUGUGACAAAUGCAGCACCAUCAUCUGGGGGCUCCUCCAGACUUGGUACACCUGCACAGGAUGUUCCUAUCGCUGCCACAGCAAGUGCCUGAACCUCAUCUCCAAGCCUUGCGUGCGCUCCAAGGUCAGCCACCAGGCUGAAUACGAGCUCAGCAUCUGCCCAGAGACAGGGCUGGACAGCCAGGAUUAUCGCUGUGCCGAGUGCCGUGCUCCCAUCUCUCUCCGGGGAGUCCCAAACGAGGCCCGGCAAUGUGACUACACAGGUCUCUAUUACUGCAGCAACUGCCACUGGAAUGAUCAGGCUGUCAUCCCCGCCAGGGUCAUCCACAACUGGGACUUUGAAACCCGCAAGGUGUCUCGGUGCAGUAUGCGCUACCUGAUGCUGAUGGUGUCCCGGCCAGUACUCAAACUGCGCGAGAUCAACCCACUUCUCUUCAAUUAUGUUGAGGAACUGGUGGAAAUCCGGAAGCUGCGCCAGGAUAUCCUGCUCAUGAAGCCCUAUCUCGUGACCUGCAAGGAAGCCAUGGAGGCUCGCCUGCUGCUCCAGCUGCAGGACCGGCAGCACUUUGUGGAGAACGACGAAAUGUACUCUCUGCAAGACCUCAUGGACAUCAGUGCUGGGCGCCUCAGCUGCUCCCUAACGGAGAUCCACACGCUCUUUGCCAAGCACAUCAAGCUGGACUGUGAGCGGUGCCAAGCCAAGGGCUUUGUGUGUGAGCUCUGCAAGGAAGGUGACGUGCUCUUCCCCUUUGACAGCCACACCUCCAUGUGCAUGGACUGCUCGGCCGUCUUCCACAGGGAUUGCUAUUACGACAACUCCACCACCUGCCCCAAGUGUGCUCGGCUGAAUCUGAGAAAGCAGACGCUGCUCAGGGAUCCCAGCAUGGAGCUGCAGGCAUAGAGUCUUCUACCCUCUCUAGCUUAGCUGGAGAGGCAGCACCGGGGAACGUGGUUUCACAUGCUGUUGCAUGGGAGAAGCUGAAUUCAGGUGGACAAGGAGCCCAAAUCUUGCACAGAAAUGUGGCUGGAAAAGCUUUGUCCAAAGCUGGAAAAUGACACAACUGGGUGGGUGUUGAUCUUCAGUCAUAGACUCUCUUCUACAAGAGGGGCCAUCAAGACUGUUCUGCGCGCACCAAUCUUUGCAGAAUUUCUCUGCCUGGAAUUGUGAGCUGGAGGUCAACAGACCUUGUCUCUAAGAAGGACAUGCUGAGUCAGCCCAUGGAUUACUCCCAGUAUAUGCUGUGUAGUCCUGGAGAAAGGACAGCCUGACUGCGGUGCAGACAAGUUCUUCAAUUGCACAGUAACAUUGGUGCACUCUGUUUGGCGUUCAAGACCACGAGCAUCUGGUUUGCAUAUAAACCUCAAAGAGGGUGCCUCUGUGGCUUCCUUUCUGGUGACGGAGUGUCGUUGUGGAAGGUGAACUCAAUGGGUUUGGCAUAAGGGACCAAGAGAUGCCUUGAAGUCAUUUCCCUUUGACUUGGGUCCAUAGUGUGUUUGGGUCAGAGGUGGGGAGAGGAAUCAGAGGUGUUCCUUUCUUCUUCGUCCUCACUGCUGUGGGUGUUGGCAAAUUCAAGGACUGAAUGGCUUAGGAAGUUGGAACAGCCCUUGACACCCAUGAGAAAAGUAAUUUAUCAUGAGCACUAAAAUCACUUUAAAUAAAGCUAUGUUGAAUCUUGCUGUA
Molecule: messenger RNA, 2295 nt
Organism: Eublepharis macularius
Lineage: Eukaryota; Metazoa; Chordata; Lepidosauria; Squamata; Eublepharidae
Gene: DEF8
Product: differentially expressed in FDCP 8 homolog
Exons: 12
Coding region: 160-1515 (451 amino acids)
Source: RefSeq, a predicted model, not a curated record